GCCAAACCCACGCGGAUUGACUACGGAAGAAGGCAGCGUUCGUCAUGAGCUAUUGGAUUGUAGCGGUGCCGAACGAAGGCAACAACUCAAGCGACUCGACCUUCAAUGAGCUCAAAGCAGAAACCGCGUCGUCGAAGAAUGACUUGGCCGAGCUGUUCCGCUUGGAAUUGCCGUCGGACUUGCUUGUCGGCACAUUGGACUCGCUCAUGACUCUUGGCGAGGACAUGCAACGCGUUGAUCUUGUCGUGGAAGGCGCAGUGCGGAAGAUCGAGCGUCAAUUCUACGAACUGAACAAGGGAGGCGAAGCGCUCACUGUCGAUGGCGUUCCCGUGGAACGUUACUUGCAUCACUUUUCGUGGGAUGAAGCGAAGCAUCCCCACCGUCGCCCAUUGUCGGAGAUUGUGUCCAUCAUUCAAUCGUCGAUUGGCAAGAUCGAAGAAGAGCUGAAGCAGCUCAGCACACGCUACACGGAGAAGAAGCAGCAGUUGUCGCUCCACCAAAAGAAAAAGGGUGGCAACUUGCUCGUGACCAACCUGGCGGAAAUUCUGACCCCCGACAUCGUCAAAACAUCCGACUUUGUCAAUACCGAGUACUUGCAAACUCUCGUGGUUGUCGUCCCCAAGUCGCAAGAAGAAGUGUGGUUGCAAGAGUAUGCAACGAUUGGCGACGGCAUUGCCGAAUACGGCCCCAAGCAAUCGCGGGGCACGGUCAAGGGCUCCCCCGUCGUUCCCAACUCGUCGCGAAAACUGCUAGAAGAAGGCGACGCGUGCUUGUACACGGUGACAAUUCUCAAGGGACAAUACCAAUCUGGGUCGUACGACCAAGACGGAAACUUUGAACCAGGCACGUUGUUGGAUUACGUGGAGAAGUUCAAGCAAGCAGCGCGUGAGAAGCGCUUCACGGCGCGCGACUUCACCUUUGACCCGACCUCCCACGCGACCAACGAGACGAUGGUGGCGGAAUUGGAAGUCGAGGUGAACCGGUUGUACUCGGGACUCUUGCGAUGGUGCAAAGCCCAUUUUGGCGAGACCUUUAUCGCGUGGAUGCAUAUCAAGGCCGUUCGCACGUUUGUCGAGUCGGUGCUUCGCUAUGGGCUGCCCGUCAACUUUGUCGCGUUGCUGUACAAGGUCAAGAACGGCCGCGACAAGAAGCUCCGUCAAGUACUCGACAAGCGCUACGAGCAUCUCCAGCCGUCGCAAUUUGCCGCUGUCGACGACACCUCGAGCGGGGCCGCCGUCGCCGAGUACUACUCGUACGUGUUCAACGCGUUUACGCCCUUGUCGUUGUAACGACCCGGUCGGGGCGACUCAGAAUCAGAUCCACUGAGGUCAAACUCAGAAUCAGAAUCAGUCGACGUGUUGGUGCUACAAGCGACUACUUGUCGUGGACGUCGCGACUGCUUCGUCCGAAUCGGACAGCGGGAGGUUGAACACCACGCGCAGGACGUCUGCAAUCGUGUGGACGUAAAUCAACUCGAUCGACGGCAAAGUCGCCUGGACGUCGUCGC
Molecule: messenger RNA, 1507 nt
Organism: Aphanomyces invadans
Lineage: Eukaryota; Oomycota; Saprolegniomycetes; Saprolegniales; Verrucalvaceae
Exons: 9
Coding region: 45-1289 (414 amino acids)
Biological process (GO): proton transmembrane transport
Cellular component (GO): vacuolar proton-transporting V-type ATPase, V1 domain
Molecular function (GO): proton-transporting ATPase activity, rotational mechanism
Source: RefSeq, a predicted model, not a curated record